Messenger RNA from Rhizoctonia solani, 4221 nucleotides. RefSeq names its product Vegetative incompatibility protein HET-E-1. Gene Ontology annotation, molecular function: protein binding. NCBI's taxonomy places the organism in Eukaryota, Fungi, Basidiomycota, Agaricomycetes, Cantharellales, Ceratobasidiaceae. The transcript is spliced from 6 exons. Bases 1 to 4221 code for a protein of 1406 amino acids. The record is from RefSeq and is a predicted model, not a curated record.
AUGUCGACUCUGAACAACCGGUCGAAUAGAAAGAAAGGGAAAGUGCGACGCUGGCUGGAUAGUCUACUUUGCGUCUCAUCGCCCGAGGAUCCAGUCGGGUCGUCCACCCAGCAGCACCCGUCUUCACAUGCCUCGUUCCCUCUAGAACCAAUCCAAGACGCCCACACAGAUAUCCCCAAUUAUGACAACACCGAACAGCAAGCGCCUUCGCAUGCAUCACCCCCUGCAAAGCCGACCCAAAAUGGCCAUGUAGAUUCGGCUAAUGACGAGAACGCACCCCUUCCGACAAGCCAAUCGCCAUCUCGAACCGCCACCCCUGUUGAUACAUCAGGUGUCAAGAGCGGAGCAUGGGCUGGGCUGCGGGUGUCGCUCAAGACGCUGAGGGACACUCCUGCGAUGUUUGGUCCGCUGGUCUCUGCCGCCAGCGUACUUCUCGACUGCUUCGAUGUCAUCGAGACGGUCUCAAGCAACCAGCAAGACUACGACGAUUUGGCUGCCGACAUUGAUGCGCUCAGCAAUGCACUAAUGGAAGCCUACACCACCGAGACAGCCACGGGGUGUAUGAACGGGAUCAUGAAGUCUAUCGAACGAGAGUCAAAUGAGAUCAAGAACAAAACCCAGCGCGGGACUGGUAGGCGGGUGCUGAUGGCAAAUGCGGAUGAGCAAGACUUAGUGAGGCGAUAUCGGCGGAUAGAGUCGCUUUUUCGACAGCUGCAAGCGAACAUCGGGAUGAGUACAUGGGCAAACACAAAGGAACUGGUGGUGAACUCGAGACUCGCGGCACUGAACACAGAAAAGAAGGCCACCUAUGACUCUCUCUUGUCUCGCUCGACCAGCAGGCGGACAUGCACCGAAGGCACACGAGUGAAGGUCCUAUCCGAGCUCAAGGACUGGGUGUUUGCGCCGGACCGGCAGUCGGUGUACUGGAUGAGCGGGAUGGCCGGCACCGGCAAGACCACGAUCGCAUACACGUUUGCCGAAUGGCUCGAGACCGAGAAACUGCUGGCAGCGAGCUUCUUUUGCACGCGGACGGAUGUGGACUGCCAGGACGUGGCUCGAAUCGUACCGACGGUGGCAUACCAGCUCGCGCGGUACUGCAUCCCAUUCCAGUCAGCGCUAUGCGACGUUCUCGGAAACGACCCGGACAUCGGAUCGAAGGACAUAACAAGACAGUUUGAACGGUUGAUAGUAGACCCGCUGAACAAAAUGAAGAAUGCCAUACCGAGCAACCUGGUGGUGGUGAUCGAUGCGCUGGACGAGUGCAACGACCAACGAGGAGUGGAGCAAGUGCUGGAUAUGCUGUUCAAGCACGCCAGUCAGCUGCCGAUCAAGUUCUUCGUAACCAGUCGACCCGAGGCGGAGAUCUACACGACAAUGACGACCCAUGCACCGUUGCGGGCGGCGAUAUACCUACACGACAUCGAAAAGUCGCUGGUCAGCGCGGACAUCGAGCUAUACCUAAAGCAGGAGCUUUCAUCUACGAUCCCCGGGCUACCAGAUGAAGUGCUCAAGCAGCUCGUGGACCGAUCCGGGGUGCUGUUCAUCUAUGCGGCUACGCUUGUUCGCUACAUUCGACCCGGGACCGGCAGGGCCGAUCCUCGUGAACGGCUGAACACGGUACUGGGCAUGACCGCCGAGGCGGGGGAAGAAAAAUCACAGAUCGACAUUCUAUACGCGGCGGUACUCAAGUCGGCGCUGGAUGAUGGAGAGCUGCGAGGGCCGGAGAAAGAGGCGGUGCAGGCGGUGCUACGUACGGUGCUGUUUGCUCAAGAACCAAUAUCGCUGGAGACCAUCGGGGCGCUAUCUGGGAUCGACAAUACGCACCGAGUGGAGUACGCGCUGAAUGGGCUUCGAUCGGUGCUGCACCACUCGGAGGCUACAAACCUAGUGACCACGCUGCAUGCAUCUUUUCCAGACUUUAUGUUCAGCAAGGCCCGAUCAGGGCAAUACUACUGCGACGUCAAGGAACAUGCUCGAGGGCUGGCGAGUCGAUGCUUUGGGGUGAUGAAGGACCAGCUGCGGUUCAACAUAUGCGACUUGCCGUCUUCGUUCAUACGCGACAGCCAGGUCGACAACAUACAACACCGAAUCAAGACCAACAUCUCGUCACCACUGGCGUAUGCGUGCCGCUACUGGCCGAGUCAUCUUGCUCAGACGACGGUGUCGGAAGACAUGGUGGCGGCGCUGAAGGAGUUCCUAUCGGAUCGACUGCUGUUCUGGAUGGAGGUGAUGUGCCUGCGGCGAGAGCUGCUGUUUGGGAUCCACGGGUGGUUGGCCAUCAAGCAAUGGAUAACGGCAAGUAGGAUGAUGAUAGAAUCGACGUCUGAAUCGCCCGAGGUGCGGCAAUGGGUCGAAGAUGCCAGCAACUUCUGCACCAGCUAUGCCGCCAGCCCAGCGUCACAGUCCACUCCACAUAUCUACAUCUCAUGCCUGCCUUUCUGUCCUCGGUCGAGCUCGGUGUAUACCCACUACCGGCAUCGGAUGCAAGGACUGCUGGAGCUGAAGGGAAGCCUGAUGGACCGCAGAGAGACAGCCGCAGUGGCAACCUGGAACAUGGGCUCGCCAGUAUACUCGGUGGCGUACUCGGUGGAUGGGAGUCGAGUGGCAGUGGGAUGCGCUGACGGAACAGUGAGCAUACGGAACGCAUACGAUGGCACGGUGGUUGUUGGUCCACUCCAGGCUCACACCGACUGUGUUAGUUUGGUGGUGUUCUCGCGUGAUGGCAGGCUUGUUGCGUCUGGGGCAGAUGAUCGCACUAUCCGGGUGUGGGACGUGCGCACCGGCAGUCCUGUUGCCGGCCCAUUUCAAGGUCACACCGGCUCUGUCCUCUCGGCCUCGUUCUCACCGGACAGCAAGCGCAUAGUCUCUGGCUCCCAGGACAAGACCGUUUGUAUAUGGAGCGCAGUCGAUGGCACCUUGCUUUGCGGUCCAUUGCAGGGUCAUACCGGAUCAGUCCGCUCCGUGACGUACUCGCCCGACGGCACUCUCAUUGCCUCUGCCUCCUCCGACAACACGAUCCGACUGUGGUGCUCGGACGACGGCACUCCUGCUGCUUCACCGCUUCAAGGCCAUACCGACGCUGUCUACUCCGUUGUGUUCAGUCCUGAUGGCACUCUGCUUGUCAGCGGGUCAAGGGACAGGACCGUUCGUGUGUGGAGGGUGUCUGAUGGGUCGGCUGUCACCACUCCGUUUCAGGGCCAUACAAGUGGCGUCACCUCGGUGGCAGUGUCGGCUGAUGGAACACUUGUUGCAUCUGGCUCUUAUGAUAAGACUGUGCGAGUGUGGAGGAUCGCCGAUGGGUCGCUUGCUGCCGGUCCAUUACUUGGCCAUACUGAUUUGAUUGUGUCAGUUGGAUACUCACCGGAUGGGACACGAGUCAUCUCUGGCUCUUAUGAUUGGACGGUGCGAGUGUGGAAUGUGCGCGAGGGCAUAGUGGCUCCUGCCUCCUCAGACCAUGCUCUACCCAAGAUAAAAUCACUCUGGUUCUCGCCCAACAAUGGCCACGUAUUGACCGAAUCGGACGAGGGUGAAGUGCGGAUGUGGAAUGUGUCGAAUGGCACCUCCCAGUUAGCCCCACCCGACAUACACCUUCCCCGCCCGCCAUCUAUCACAACAUCUCCCGACAGUUCGCACACUGCCCAAACCGAUUCAGAUGGAGAGCUAGUACAGGUUGUGCGGAUGGACGACAAGACCGUGGUUGUUGGACCGUUUGAGCCCACCCCUCGAGUAUGGCAGUUUACGGACGACAGCAGCUGUGUCAUUGUAGGCUUCGAGGACGGCACGAUCCGAGGCAUAUCACUGCGGACUGGAGAGACCGUAUUCGUAUUACGCUCUGCUGGGGACGACUGGGUUGACCUGAUUGGACAGUGCUCGGAUGGCUCAUUUCUUGCGUCCGCUGACGACAGUAAGUACCCUAGUAGUAGCCUACGAGUCUGGAGUACGACCUCGCCUAUCAUAGGGUUUCACACCCUCACCAAUGCCCCUUCCGCUUCAGGACCAAGUCAGACUCUUUCCGAAUUUUAUGAUGGAUGUCAUGUCGAUGGGGAUGGCUGGCUAGUCAACAGCCGUAACGACCUGUUGCUGUGGCUUCCGGUGGAGAUUGCUGAUGCAGGACUGUCUCCGUUUGUGUCGGUGAUUGUUACAACGUCUGGAAUAUUGGAGGUUCCGAAGCAGUGGCUGGUUGCUGGACAAGAGUGGGACAAAUGCUACAUACAGAAGUAA